Molecule: messenger RNA, 8382 nt
Organism: Aspergillus lentulus
Lineage: Eukaryota; Fungi; Ascomycota; Eurotiomycetes; Eurotiales; Aspergillaceae
Source: RefSeq, a predicted model, not a curated record
AUGUCCUCACCGACAGACCCGUCUCUCUUCCCUGUCCUUGCACAGAGCUCCCAUCACGAUCAUCCGCAUGCCCAUUCCGAGGUCCCGGUGGAUAUUUCAAAGCUUGACCUUCGGCUGUGCCGUCAUGGGGUCGUGAAGUUACUGCCGCUCGUGAAAGCGGCCUGGUCAUUGACUCUCCACAGGUUCUGCGAGGUUGACCAUGUGAGUUUCGGAUUUUGUGUUAUUAGGCCAGACGGCUCCAUUUCAGCGGAUGGAGAGCAAUGCUUGCAUGUCUCGAUUACGCCAGACACAAAGCUGCAAGAUCUCGUCGAUGAGGUUUGUGUUCAAAGCUUGCCGAUGCCUUCACCGAGGGACGAGCUAUACAACACCCGCUUGUCGGUGCAAGUGGUGACAUCGUGCGAGGGGCUUGACAUAGUGGUUCCAACACAAUGCACAAAAGAAAGAGACGUGAAAGAUGGCCCGCACUACGCGGUAGAGGUCCGGUUGACGAUCGAUCAAACCAACGUGAAACUAGGGUUGCAGUACGACAGUCGUAUCCUCUCCAGGAAACAGGCGCGUGACGUCGCCAGCACCGUCGAACAUGCUAUUACCAGUCUGCGGGUAGUUCCACAACAGACCGUUGGAGAGACCAGCCUAUGCAGUAGACAGAACCGCGAAGAUAUCACACGCUGGAAUGACAUCGACGGGGCCGAAUCCACCACGUUGAUCCACCAAGUCAUCCACAAUAACGCUAUGUCGGCGCCGAGGAAGCUGGCGGUGUCUUCAUGGGAUGGCGAGCUGACAUAUGAAGAUCUGGACAAGCUGUCUGAUCGAGUCGCUGCUUAUCUACACAGCUUCGGAGUCGGUGUCGGCGUCGCUGUCCCAGUAUUGUUUGAAAAGUCCAAAUGGUUUGUGGUCGCAGGCCUGGCAGUGCUGAAGGCUGGAGGGUGCUACGUACCAAUUGACCCAUCGACCCCAGCCAGCCGGUUGCGAGUCAUGAUUCAUGAAAUGAAGGCUGCUCUGGCUCUGACCUCCAACCAGAACUGCGAGCGUGUCAAAGGCAUAAUAGACCGGGUGGUCAUCCUCAACGACUUCACGAUCGUACACAUGCCACGUUCCAGCACCGAAUUGCCUCCACCUGUCCCCGGGAGCGCCGCAGGAUACAUCUUGUUUACCUCUGGAAGCACUGGUACCCCCAAAGGGUGCUUGCUAAGCCAUACAGCCUUUGCCAGCCUGGCCCCUUCGCACAGCGUGGCCCUACAGAUCACGCGGGAUAGCCGGGUGUUUCACUUCGCAUCCUGUGGCUUUGGCAUGGCCCUCAUCGAGGUCUUUUGCUCCCUAACCGCGGGAGCAACCCUCUGCAUUCCAUCGGAGACGGAUCGUACCUGUAAUCUGGCAGCGUCUAUCAAUCAGCUGCAGGCCACUUGGGCUAUCCUUACUCCCUCCGUCAUCCAGGGACUGAACUACGACGACAUCCCCUGCCUCGAGACGCUUGUGGUGGCAGGAGAGCCGCUCCCGCGUAGCUUGGUCAAGAGCUGGGCUACUGAGGUCCAGUUACUUCAAGCCUAUGGCCUGACAGAAUGGGCUGGCAUCUGUGCUGUGUCUAAUCCGCUUUCCCCGUCAGCAGAUAACACCUGCAUCGGUCGCCCUGCGAAUGCGCGUUUCUGGCUAGCCGAUCCACAAGACCCUCAGCAGCUUGUUCCCGUGGGCGCUGUUGGCGAACUACUUCUGGAGGGACCAUGUCUGGCGCAGGAGUACUUGAACAAGCCAGAAGAAACAGCGCGGGGGUUCAUCCUGCCUCCACGAUGGCGUUCACUGUUUCCACUGCCUCUCGCCUCCCAGCGCUUCUAUCGCACUGGUGACCUGAUGCGCUGCCGUGAGGAUGGAACUUACGAUAUUAUCGGCCGCACAGGAACCCAGGUCAAGAUUCGCGGUCAACGGGUGGAGCUGGGCGAGGUGGAGUAUCAUGUUCGAGAGCACUUCGAAUCCGCCGCGAAGGUCGUCGCCGAUAUGGUCAUUCCUGCCGGCGAAAGCACCCCUAUAUUCGUGGCCUUUAUCUUGCUGCGCUCCUCCGAAAACGGGUCAAACGUAGAUGGCCCUAUUCUAGCGCCCCCUUCGGAGCCGUUCCGCGCCAGAGCACAGGCAGCCGGCGCUUCCCUGUCUACGAUACUUCCGCGAUACAUGCUGCCGGACCUUUACGUUGAGCUCACGCGGAUUCCCUUGACCAUCACCCGCAAAACGAGCCGCAAGGAGCUCCGCCGAGUGGUAAGCGAGAAGACCAGGGAGGAGCUGAAUGCUUACGUGGAGUUGCGACAAGAACAUCGAAUGCCAAGCACCCGCAUGGAGCGCAUCCUGCAUGGUGUCUUUGCGAAGGCUCUCGACGUGGAUCCUUCCUCGAUUGGGAUCGAUGAUAGCUUCUUCCGACUGGGAGGCGAUUCCAUCAUUGCAAUGCAAGCAUGUAUGCUGUGUCGCAAACAAAAAGUCCAUCUCACUAUACAGGACCUCUUUCGACACAGGACUAUAGCGAAGCUGGCGAGACACAUCCGGGCUCCGGGAGGCAAUCCGCGCCCAGACGCAGCUCUGGAACCAUUCAGCCUCUCCUGCAUUCAACAAAGCUUUCUGCAGUCGGCCCCAGCGCACCAGCGCAACGGUACCGCUCAGAAGCUCUUCCUUCGUCUCGAAGGCUCGGCCGACGUAGACACGGUGCGUCAUGCAGUAUUAGAUAUUGUCGAGCGACAUCCAAGCUUGCGUACCCGCUUUCACCAACUCCACGAUGGCCAGUGGCGUCAGCAAUUCCAAGAGCAUAGUUCAGUGGUAUUUGGAUGGCAUGCGGAGCUGAUUGCCGACACCACGGAGAUUCCACGACUUGUCACUCAGCUGGAAAGCAGUCUGAGCAUUGAAGAGGGACCAGUUUUCACAGUGGCUCUGACUGAAUGUGACUCCAAGGAGCGCCACUUGUUGCUCGUCGCCCAUCGUCUUGUGGUAGAUAGCGAGUCGUGGUCCACAAUUGUCAAGGAUUUGGAUAUAGCGCUACAGGGAAACAUCACCUCUUUGGAUCCUGCACCCUCCGUGCGAGACUGGUGUCACGCACAGAAAGGACUGGCCCCAAUUGCCCAUAUGUAUUCACCUGUUGCCAACGGUCAUAAUGACGCGGGUGUCACUACAACCCCCGUCUUAGAGCUCCAGAUGGAGCUUGAUCGACAGCUGACGGAGACCCUGGUGGGCAAGGCAAAUCUCGCCUUCCGGACACAACCAGUCGACAUUAUUCAUGGUGCAAUGCGUCACUCAUAUAUAAGAGCACCGACUGCACUAGAGGCGAUGCUUUAUCUCGAAAUUCCUAAUCCGGGAUCCCCGGACAGCGCUAUAUCCAAUGCAGUCGGUUGGCUCAGCAAUAUUGUCCCGGCGGGGCCGAUGCGAGAUAGCGUCGAUGAAGAUGUCGUUGAACUGGUCCGACGGGCCAAGGAUACACGCAUACGCAAUGGGGUUUUAGAUCCGCCCAGUGACGCAAAAGCUCGGGAUACUCUAUGUGUACUCCUGCGAUUCGAUCCCGGCGAUCCCGUUGUCGGGUGGCGAGGACAGGCUUUGGUGCCGGAACGUUUACCUGACAACUGCAGCAGUGUAGAAGCCUCACCUCUGGCGAUGCUGGACGUCAUCGUCAGUAUGGUGCAAGGAAGACUAUACUUGACCUUCCGCACCCGGCACGGAAUUCUUUCCACUACUUUGCAGUCGUGGAUCGAACUGUUCAAAAAGUCUCUACAAGAGGCAGCUGCCGAAUUGAGUGAGAUUAAGGAUGGUUAUACUUUGGCCGACCUUGCCUUGCCAUCCUUGAGCUAUGACAAACUCCACGAAGCACUUCCAUCCUCUCCCAUGCAACAGGGAAUUCUGAUAGCUCAAGCAAAAGACCCGAAGACGUAUCAGAUUCAAUCAAUCUGGAAAGCGAAUCGGGAGGAUCUUUUCCCAGCUGAGGAGGUUUUGUUUCGGUUUAGGAAGGCCUGGCAGCAGGUUGUGCAACGACAUGCGAUGCUACGCACUGUCCUGGUCGAGAGUACCAGGAACGAGGGCGGGUUUGAUCAAGUCGUCCUCAAAUCCGUCACACCAAAAAUGGAUUGCUUUUGCCUGCCACGAGGCGACCCUUUGGCCGUGAUGCGUGAACACACCGAGGAUGUUGACUUCACAUCUCAGGAACCACAUCACCAGCUCACGGUGUGCGUCACCGGGGGUGCAGCCUACGUCGGUCUCACCAUAUCCCACGCCUUAGUGGACGCGCAAUCCGUCUCGAUUCUGUUGCGUGACCUGGGGCUCGCGUACGAUAAACGUCUGCCCGGGGGACAGGGCCCAUAUUACGGUGACUAUAUAUCCUAUCUCAGGAGUCUAGAUACCGGCCUGUCUGCCGAACACUGGCGGGAAUAUCUCUCGGGAGUGCCCCCUUGUAUACUCCCUCAUCUGGAUUAUCAGAGUCUUGACGAGGAGUGUCUGAAAGAAACCAGGACGGUAGAGGUCGAUAUAGACGGGGCAGCGGAACUGGAACAAUUUUGCGCGCAUGAGGGCGUCACCGUCUCGACCAUCUUUCAACUCGCUUGGGCCUUGGUCCUGCGCUGUUUUGCACAGACGGACGAUGUCUGCUUUGGCUAUCUUACUGCGGGUCGAGACGUUGCUCUAGAUGAUCUGGAGGAUGCCGUUGGCCCAUACAUCAACACCAUGAUCACUCGCGUCCACUUCGGUCGUGGUCGAACGGUGCGGGAAGUGCUCCAGGGAAUCCUAAAUGAUUUCAUCAAGAAUUCUCCCCAUCAACAUGCCCCCCUGGGACAGGUUCUCAGUGGCCUAAACCUUUCAGGCCCGCUCUUCAACACUGCAAUAUCUGUCCGAAGACCCUCCUCUCAUAUGGCAGGCAAUGCCUCAUCUCUGGGGCUGGAGAGUGUGUGGGAACUAAGCCCUACAGAGUAUGACCUGACGGCCAACGUGUUUGUCUCCAGCAUGUCUGUCCAUAUCUCCCUAUCGUACUGGACUUCUACUUGCUCAGAGGAGCAAGCAAUGAACUUUACCAGCACUUUGCAAAGAACGCUGGGCAUGAUCAUCAGCCAUCCCGACUCGUUCCCGGAACAGCUGGACCUAUUCAGCGAGCACAAUCACGCUUAUGUCGAGAGACUAAAUGCAAAGGCUUGUCAGAUGUUUAACAAAGUGAGUGGAUGCGUCCACCGCCUGGUUGAUCAACAGGCGAAAGUGCAGCCUCAAGCACCUGCUGUCUGCGCUUGGGACGGCGAAUUCACGUACGGGGAGCUUGACCACCUGGCCUCACAUCUAGCCAUCCGUCUCAUCCAACGUGGAGCCGGCCCCGAAGUGUUUAUCCCAAUUCACACCGAAAGGUCGAAAUGGACGUUGGUGGCCCUUCUGGCAGUAGUGAAAGCCGGGGCUGCAUUUAUCUUGUUCGAUCCCUCCCAUCCGCAGAGUCGACUACAAGCCAUGUGCGAAGAUUCCCGUGCCACCAUUAUCAUCUCCUCUGAGCUUCUAAAGGACAGGAGCAAACAACUUUGCCCAUCGGUCGUUGUCAUCGGAGAAAGCACCGCCAGCAUGACAACUCCCAUCGCAUCGCCCUACAUUUCACCCGUCGAGCCUUCCAAUGCGCUGUUCGCCGUCUUCACUUCUGGGUCGACCGGCAAGCCCAAGGGAGUUGUCAUCCAGCAUUCAUCGUUUUAUACGGGUGCCCCCGCAUGGGCACGAGUACUCAACCUUACCAACAACGCGCGGGUCUUGGCCUUCGCCUCCUUUACCUUUGACAUGAGCAUCGCCGAGCUCCUGAUGACACUGUGUCUCGGCGGCUGUGUAUGCGUCCCCUCGGAGGAGGAGCGCCUGAAUGACCUGGCUGGCGCCAUCAACCGUCUGGGGGCCAACACAAUGCUGGUCACCCCAUCGGUGCUUCGGCUCCUUGAUCCUAAGCAAGUACCCAACAUGCAUACGGUCCAGAUCGGCGGGGAGCCGGUGUUCGAAACUGAUUUCCAGAGAUGGGCCGAGCACUGUACCCUCAUUGAAGGUUACGGACCCGCCGAAUGUUGUAUCUACGCUUUCUUCCAGCCGCAAAUCAAUUGCCGCUCUGACCCCAGCAACAUCGGCCAUCCCACGCAGUGUCUGCCUUGGCUUCUGGACCCCACCGAUCCUGGACGGCUCGCUCCUGUCGGCAGUGUCGGCGAACUUCUCCUCGAGGGCCCUGCGGUGGGACGGGGAUAUCUGAACCAGCCCGACAAGACGGCCGAGGUCUUCAUUCCGCCGCCUCCAUGGCGCAGCCGCUUCUCUUUGCCUGUCCAGGGAAAGUUCUACAAGACUGGGGACCUGGUAAGAUACGGUCCAGACGGGACCGUACGGUUCGUAGGACGGAAAGGCACGCAGGUCAAGAUCAAUGGGCAGCGCAUGGAGCUGGGAGAGGUGGAGCACCAUCUGCGACAAUACCUGGGUCACACAAUUGACGUAGUUGUGGAUCUGGUGCGCUUCAAUGGACCAUCUGGUCCCCCGACUCUGACAGCGUUCCUGAGGCCAAAUCCUAAGUACCAGCGGCAAAGCUUUGCCAUCUUCAAGGCAGGCCUCCCGUCGAUGGUGUCAAGCCUGAAAGCCCAUCUCUGGAGCUCUCUGCCCCGUUACAUGGUCCCCAUGGCGUAUGUUCCUCUCCCGGAUUUCCCUACCAAUAAAUCGAUGAAGACGGACCGACCCCAGCUGCGGGAAUUGGCGAUCCGAUGGAGUCAGGAAGAAAUGGCCGGCCAUGCAUCUGAAGAGAAAACUCCGCCUCGCACCGCGAGGGAGCAACUGAUCCAGAAGCUCGUCUCCCAAACCUUGCAUCUGCCCGUCGACCAGGUUGGACUCAACGACAAUUUCUUCAUGCUCGGGGGCGAUUCGUCUCAUGCCAUCAAGCUCGUGUCUCUCGCACGCGGCGAGGGGCUCAGUCUGUCCGUCAAGGACAUUCUCAAGCAGCCGGUGCUAAUGAAUAUCGUGGCUCAUGAAGACAGCCCAGAGCUGGAUGCUGCGGCGACUGCUCCUACUUCCAAUACCAGGGUCAGCAGUGCGACGCAUCCUUGUGGUCUACUUGGCAUCAACGACGCCCCGGCAUUCAUCCGCGACACCAUCGCCCCUCAGAUCGAGUUUACUGCCGAUAGCAUUAUCGACGUCCUGCCCACGACGGAGUUCCAGGCCGAGUGUAUUCUCGACUGGCCCCUGUCAUACUUCUUGGUGACGAUGCACGGCCCUUUGGACAAAACACGUCUGCGAGCUGCCUGUCAGUUGCUAGUUGACCGCCAUGAGAUCUACCGGACGGUGUAUGUUCGCCAUGGGCCGGCCACCCUUCAGGUGGUUCUCAGGCAGAUCCCUCUCCCAUUCUCGGAAAUGCAAUACGACGAGGGCCAGGAUCUCGACAUGGUGUGUGAGGCGGUCUGUCGCGCCGACUCCAAGCAUGGCGUGCCCCUAGGCCAGGUGCCCACCAAAUUCACCCUCUUCUCUCACAGCAAGGACCCCCACUAUCACAUUCUCGCCUUCCGACUCUCCCACGCCCAGUACGACGGAUACUCCUUGGCCACCGUCUUCAAGGAUCUCUCCGCCCUCUACGAAGGCACUCCGCUGGACCCCGUGACGAACUACUCCGCCUACAUCCACCAUCUCGCCUCCCAGUCUGCCGCUCGGGCCCACGCCUUCUGGAGUCAUAUCCUAAAGGACAGCCCGCCGCCCAUCCGCCUCCAACAUCUCUCCCUCGGCGCAGAGCCCGAGGACCACACAGCCGGGACGCUCAUUGGGCUCACUGAGGAGAUCUCCCUCCCCAAACUACCCCCAACCAUCACUACCGCCACCCUCAUGAAGGCAGCAACCGCCCUCCUACUCAUGCGCCUCACCAACGAACGCGAUUUGGUCUUCGCACAGGUCGUCAGCGGCCGCAGCGUACCCCUUGCCGGGGUCGAGAGUAUCCUCGGCGUCUGCGCCAACAUCGUCCCCGUGCGCGUCAAAGUGCAUCCAAAACACACCGUCCUGGACCUCCUCCAGAACAUUCAAAUGCAGCACAUUGAUGCGAUCGAGUACGAGACCACAGGGAUGUGCGAGAUCCGCCGGGCCUGUCCCGCGUGGCCGGAGAACGCGCCACUGGGCUGUCUGAUCCAGCAUCAGAACGUCGACGUGACGCCGCAGUUCGCGCUGGGCUCGGUGGAGUGCAGUACACGGAUGUUUGGCGGCGAGUUCAAGCGACAGUUCCUGCAUGUGGUGACGUCGCCGCGGGGCCAUCGUACGGUGGUGCAGAUCUUUGCGCCGAGUUGGUUGAUGAAUUUGUCCUGGUGUAAGCGAGUCAUUGCGCAGCUAUGUGAGACGGCCACUUGGCUGGCGGCCAAUCCGCUUCGUUUGGUGACAGAAUGUCCGGAUCAGUUGACUUUGAAAAAUUAA